AUGUCCGCCCCUCAGCCCCAAAACGAUUCGUUCGGCACCUCGUCGCCCCCACUCGAGGCAACCAAGGGUGGCGAGGAGCCUAUGGGCGUAUCGUCCAUCAGCGGCGACAAGCCCAAGGGCGUCCCUGAUAAGCAACAGAGGGGAGGUGCGCACUGUUCCAUCAUCCUCCAGAGCCCUCGAGUCCUGACCCAACCUGCUGUACGUUUAGACUAUUUCAAGGACAACUGGAAAGACUCCGAUGCUGGUGGCGGAGAUGGCGCAGAACAGGUGAGUGCGGUUAUGGGAUGUGCCGAUGCUCAAAAGUGA
This is a messenger RNA of Dichomitus squalens LYAD-421 SS1, 306 nucleotides long. RefSeq lists its product as uncharacterized. The coding region runs from base 1 to 306 and encodes 101 amino acids. The transcript has a single exon. The record is from RefSeq and is a predicted model, not a curated record. NCBI's taxonomy places the organism in Eukaryota, Fungi, Basidiomycota, Agaricomycetes, Polyporales, Polyporaceae.